AUGCUGGUACGUGGAACUAGAAGAAGUAUCGUAAGAUUAGCUCAAUCGCCAAUUGCGAGAGCUACAUGCGUGCGUUUGAAUAGCACUACUCCAGCUACUCCAGUGGAUUCCAAAAUUGCCAAAAUCGUGCAGGACAUUUCUCAAUUGACGCUUUUGGAAACUAGCUCUUUGAUCGGUGAGCUUAAGACCCAGCUAAAUAUUCCAGACAUCGCUUUGCCCGUCGCAGGAGCAGCUCCAGCCGGUGGAGCGGCCCCAGCUGCUGCCGAGGAGGCCAAGGAAGAAGAGGUCAAGGAGGAAAAAACCAUAUUUUCUAUUAAACUUGAGUCAUUCGACCCUAAAUCUAAGCCAAAGGUUAUCAAGGAGGUUAAAAACCUACUGGGAUUGUCGUUGGUGGAGGCUAAAAAAUUCGUGGAGGCUGCCCCUAAAAUCCUUAAGGACAAUGUGGCAAAAGAAGAUGCCGACAAGAUUAAGUCUGCUUUGGAGGCAUUCGGCGCCAAGGUCAUUUUGGAAUAA
This is a messenger RNA of Lachancea nothofagi CBS 11611, 513 nucleotides long. Lineage: Eukaryota; Fungi; Ascomycota; Saccharomycetes; Saccharomycetales; Saccharomycetaceae. The record is from the annotation of a GenBank genome assembly.